Molecule: messenger RNA, 941 nt
Organism: Symbiodinium natans
Lineage: Eukaryota; Dinophyceae; Suessiales; Symbiodiniaceae
Source: the annotation of a GenBank genome assembly
GUCGCGGCACCUCCUCCCAGCGACCUUGGGCCCGCGGAGGCUCUCCGGAGGAAUGAGGCGCUGGCCGCCAACUUCUGGGAGCUCAGGCGGCGGGCGGACAUCUACUACGCCUAUUCGUACAUCCACUCCUACAUACAGGAGCCUUUCACGACACUGCUGCCGGAGCACGUGUUUAACUGCGCACUGUUCCUGUGGAACAUCCUCGCCUCCAGCGGGUUCUCUGCGCAGCCUGUGCAAGCCUUGCUGGCGCAGGUCCAAGGGGGCCCCGAAGCCGAAGCUGCCUACCUCGAGAAGGUGCGCGCGGAGGCGGCGCAAGGCAGUGCCCAACAAAGUCGCGGGCACCUGAAGGAGGUUCCCUUGGGAAUCUCCCGCGUCUACAUCCUCUACGCCCUGGCAAAGCAAGCGCAAAGCCUUGGAGCCUGCCGGCUGGCCCGCACGGCCUACGACAAGCUCCAGGUGCUCCGUGUGCCGCCAUCCUGGCAACAUCAGAUAGACCUGGCUUGCCUGGCCAUCCGAUCGAAGCCUUAUAGCGACCAGGAUGACUUGCUGCCCGUGUGCAACUGGUGUAUGACGACCAACCCGCUCCUGCGGUCGAACCUGGACGCCUGCACCAACUGCGGGCAUCCCUUCAUCCGAACCUUCCUUGGCUUCGACAUUCUUCCGCUGGUGGAGUUCCAGCCGGAUACCGACAUUGCCCUGGAGGAGGCUCAGAGCCUCAUCGCGCAGGAGCCCAACGCCCGCAAGUCUCAAAACAGUGACGGGUGGCACGAGAGCACCAGAGGUGGUGCCGAGGUCAUGUCCCUGAGCGAGGGACCCAUGCCCGGUGAUGAAGCCGGGACUGACCUCUUCGUGCAGAAAAUGCUCGAUGCGGCCAGCUACUUCGUUCCUGGAGAGCCGUACCAGCCGGUGCGAAUCGACAGGGAGACCCUGGUAGAGCUGAG